Pteropus alecto (black flying fox) is the source of this 918-nucleotide messenger RNA. RefSeq names its product POP7 homolog, ribonuclease P/MRP subunit (gene POP7). Lineage: Eukaryota; Metazoa; Chordata; Mammalia; Chiroptera; Pteropodidae. The coding region runs from base 236 to 658 and encodes 140 amino acids. The transcript is spliced from 2 exons. The record is from RefSeq and is a predicted model, not a curated record. Gene Ontology annotation, cellular component: nucleus; nucleolar ribonuclease P complex; ribonuclease MRP complex. Gene Ontology annotation, molecular function: nucleic acid binding. Gene Ontology annotation, biological process: tRNA 5'-leader removal.
CACCUCGCGAGGUUGCGCGAGCGCUCUGGAAGGGGAAGGGAGAACGGAUGCCGGGAAGGGGAUUCGUGGGUCGCGCGAGCCUGACCGCGAGGGAACCGUGAGCGUGCGCACUCUGCAGCCCUUUCGGGAGAUCCGCGCCGCCUGCGGUUUGGCUUUUUUUUUGCGCGCCCCUUCUCGUCCCUUCCUGGGGCCUGAGGGUCGCGGGCUGCGCCUUCUAUUCCGGCCGGCACGCAACAUGGCAGAAAACCGAGAGCCCCGCGGGGCUGUUGAGUCUGAGCUGGAUCCGGUGGAGUACACACUUCGGAAGCGCCUGCCCCACCGACUGCCCCGGAGGCCCAAUGACAUUUAUGUCAACAUGAAAACUGACUUUAAAGCCCAGCUAGCCCGCUGCCAGAAGCUGCUGGACGGAGGGGCACGGGGUCAGAAUCUAUGCACUGAGAUCUACAUUCAUGGCUUGGGCCUGGCCAUCAACCGCGCCAUCAACAUUGCUCUACAGCUGCAGGCUGGCAGCUUCGGGUCCUUGCAGGUGGCUGCCAAUACCUCCACAGUGGAGCUUAUCGAUGAGCUGGAACCAGAGACUGAUACACGAGAGCCUCUGACCCGCACCCGCAACAACUCUGCCAUCCACAUCCGAGUCUUUAGGGUCACACCCAAGUAAUUGAAAUGAAGCUGGCUUGCCCUGUCCACCCCAUACACACACAGUUAGGCUCAGAUGUGACUCUCCUUGUGCUGAGUACUGCCAUGGACUUCUUACCAGAGUUUGUAAGAUAAAAAACCUGUACCCUCAUAGCCCAUAGGACUAUUUGUCUAGAGAGGGGAAGUAUGUCUCUUGUUGGGCCAAGCAGCGGGUCUUCCUGAAUCUUUGGUCUGUAGCCAUUGUCCUAGACAAUAAAAAGUAUGAAGUUGUGUUAGUGUCCA